Messenger RNA from Tympanuchus pallidicinctus (lesser prairie-chicken), 1880 nucleotides. RefSeq names its product progonadoliberin-2. Gene Ontology annotation, molecular function: hormone activity. The transcript is spliced from 2 exons. Gene Ontology annotation, biological process: multicellular organism development. Lineage: Eukaryota; Metazoa; Chordata; Aves; Galliformes; Phasianidae. The record is from RefSeq and is a predicted model, not a curated record. The coding region runs from base 1644 to 1880 and encodes 78 amino acids. Gene Ontology annotation, cellular component: extracellular region.
GGCAGUGUCUGUUGGGAUUUCAAGCAAAACGAAGAGGGGGAAAAGAAGAGGAGUUUUGCUCCUUGAAGGAGCUCUGUCCCUUUGUUGGUGGGAUGUGGGGGUGCCUGUGCCCAUCCCUUUCCCUCCUAUUAGUGCCAUUUGGAAAUAACUGGGAUACAAAAUGAAUUUGGGUUGUCAGAGCAGAAUAUAAAAUAACUGAAUUUGGAAGUUCCCAGAAGAAAAAACAUGUAAAAACUAAUGUUUGUGGCAAGCCAAGGUGCAAGAAGAGCCCUAAGGGCAAAGAAAAGACCUGAGGGCAGAGGGGUGCAGGUGACCAUAGUUUAUCAGUUUUUGUGGCAUCAAGAGCCAUUGGAUUAAUUGCACAGAUGUGAUUUUAAUGAGGUUUUUUUUCCCCCCUCCUCGGUGCUCAGAGCAAUGUUUUGGGGCCUGGGGAGCAUCCCUGCCCUUUGGCCAUGUGCAGAGCUGCUGGAGCAUCGCUUUGCAAACAGCAGACAGCUGUAGGUAAUCCGGGCUAAAUCCACUUCCCACACUCUGCUCCUCUGCUACAAACCCAGAGCUGUGGCCAGGCAGAGAUGCAGCAUCCAGCCCCAUAUUUGGAAAAACUGGAGGAGAAAAGGGAAAACAAGGGUUGCCAGCAGUAUCUUCUGUACCAUCUGCUGCGGGAGGGGGCACUGAGGCACAGAGAUUUGCAUUCCCCCCCCCCCCUCCAUGAGCAUCCUCAAGCUCUGGGGUGGGCUCCCACUCAGCAAGCACUGGCUGCCAUCUCCCCAGGGAGUGGGGUCGACGUCAGCGCUGCCAAGCCCAGCCCUACAAAGAGUGGUGCCGAGCCCAGCCCUACAAAUAGCAGUGCUGAGCUCCUGGGCAGGACGCAGCACCGGCCACAGCCACCCCAACAGGUGAGUGCGAUGCGGGGAGCAGGGUGGUGGGACCCCGAUCAGCCCUAGCAGCCCCCGGGUACUUGGCUUUGCUCGUGGGUGUCCGUGCUUGCUGCACCCAAGCCAGCACCCAUGGGUGCCUGUCCUAUCCAGCAUCUGCAUCCCCAAACCCAGCUCAGGUGGGACCUUGGGGUACCCCUCCUUGCUACACCCAGUUUAGCCCCAAAGAGCACCCAUGGGUGAUCAUUCCCUCCAACAUCUCCAUCCUGAAACAGGACUCUGGGGUGCUUGUGUUUGCUGCACCCAGCCCAGCCUUAUGCAGCACCCAUGGGUGCUCUUUCCCUCCAGCACUUCCAGUCCCCAAAACAAGCCUAAAAGGCACCUUGGGGCACAGCUUCUUGCAGACCCGAGCCCACACCAAGCAGCACCAAUGGGUGCUCUUCUCCCUGUCACCUUCAUCCCCAGAUGGGACUGUAGGGUGAUCAGUGUUACUGCAACCCAAUUCAGCAUCCAUGGGUGCUCAUCCCCUGCAGCACCUCCGUUUUCUGAUUAAAAAUGUGGAGUAUCCAUCUCUGCAGACCCAAACCAGCCCCUAGCAGCACCCACAGAUGCCCAUCCCUGGGCACCUCCAACCCCAGUCCCAAAAACCACUCAGGAGGUUCUCAUCCCUGCUGACCCAGCACUGGUCUGGGCACUGGUUGGCUACCAGCCCCAUUCCCCUAUUACCUCUCCAUUACUUCCCAUUACCCUGCAGCCCUGUUUGGUGCCAUGGCUCCUGGUGGCUGCCUGCUGCUGGCCCUGCUGCUGCUGGCAGGCACUGUGCAGGGCCAGCACUGGUCCCACGGAUGGUACCCAGGGGGCAAGAGGGACCUCAGCGCCCCACAGGUCCCCGCCGCACUCCGGCCCUGCCCGACCCCGCCGUGCCGCCCGCUCCAGCCGAUGCCCUCAACCCUCCGGGCCGCAGUGUGGCGCCCUCUGGAGGCCGCCCUGCGCCAACAGCAUUGA